Seminavis robusta is the source of this 1605-nucleotide messenger RNA. The record is from the annotation of a GenBank genome assembly. Lineage: Eukaryota; Bacillariophyta; Bacillariophyceae; Naviculales; Naviculaceae.
AUGACACAAGGUUCCUCAAAGCUUCAAUCAAAGCGUCCGAACGCAACAGGAGCUGAAAUGGAACCGCCGGCACCGGCCUAUAGCACCAAUUUGCUUGCUCCAAAUCGAGGUGACAUUCCGUUCAACUCGGAGGAUUCCUUAACCGAGAUUGAGAAUGACCCCAGUCUGGUUGCUUCAAUGCCGAGUCCUCCGUUUGAUGCUUCUGGUGCCCGCACCACGGCAGCCAGUCUCCAGGAGACGGUUGGCGACGAGGCAAAAGCCAAUGAUUCCUUUCGCAGUGGACGAUCGUCCCUUCUGGAUCUUUUCCUGUCCGACGAAUCGGAAGCGACUGACCGAGACGACAUGUCGUUAUCGUCUUCCAUCCAAGAUGUCGAGGCCAACUCGAACCCCGAGGGCCACCAAAGUUCUGGUCACUGGACCAGUUGCGACGAAGAAGACGUCAGAGCUUCGGAAGGUACGGACGACUACAAUGACCUCGCGUGCAAACAUGAUGACAAAGGAGAGCUUGCUCACGACGGACAAGAUGACGACGGUCACAGUGAUAGUGAAGAUCAAGAGAGUGCUACUUUUUGCGAUAGCGACGCAGCCAAAGAGGAGGCGAUUCGGGAUGGCUUCUUGGGCUUCCUCUGUGGGUACCUUCAAAACGAUUUCUUCCAGAAAGCUAUGGAUUGGCUGACCAAGUUGUGGGAAUAUUUCACGAAGAAAAUUGGAAGGAGUUCCGGCGACGACGGUGCUCAGGGCACCGAAGACGUAGCUGGAGAGCUUUUGGACUUUGCGGACGCCGGGGCGCAGUCGGCCCUCAAACAGAGCGUUCAAAGUGGCGGUUUCGGAGGCGGAGGUGGAGGUGCGCCCAUUCCCAUGCCGCCCCCGGGUGUUGCUGAGAUGGCGGUGUCAGCGGCCAAUACGGCCAGUGUAUCUACAGCAAGUGGAGCUGCAGCUGCUGGAGCGGCUGGGGCGACAGCUGGGAGUAUAGGAGGGAUGACAAGUGCUGUGGUCAGUGCGGUGACUGGGACGGCCGUUCUUUCACAGGCUGGCACCGCAUUGGGAGUGAGUGUUGUGGCCAUCACCGCAGCGGCGGUCUCAACGGGAGUCACACUGUCUCAGACUUCCAACAGUGCGACUGCCCCAAUUCCAUCUUUGAUUGAUAGCUUCACUCCUCCUGUGUGUUCCGCCGAGUCGGUAUCAAAGAUUGGCUACGUCGAGUUGCAAAUCAAAGCUUUGCCUCCGAUUGUUUUGGAGGAACAGAAAGACAGAAUGGAGUACUUGUUUCGGAAUCUGUACAAUGAGAUUACUGGAAUGUGCUUGGAUCCGUACAAUCGAGUCUUGCAGCAAUCCAAAGUUUACAAGUGGGAAACUGAUUGGGGAAUCGCCAACUUCACGGAUACCAGCAAUGCAACGCGGGAGGCUUAUGAGCAAGCCCUUGCCAACAGCAUAACGACUACAUACUGGGAAGCAGUCGUUGAUUGUAACGGCUGUCCCGAUCACGAGCCGCUAUUCGAAGUUGGAGGACAGAACAGCAACGAUGCUUCUUUGCAAUGGUACCAGACAAGUGGAGGUGGUGUUCGGUACAACAAGGCCAGUGGACCCUGCUGGUGGGGUGAAUGA